CCAGCAGCAGAGUGAGAAACACAGCUGAGUGAUUCACAGCGGAGUCAGGAAUAUGGGGGCAUUUCGUGUAUCAGUGAUCUGUGGCUUUCGGUGGAUAUUUCGUGACCAGAAUGCGAGGAUUUGACGCCUUUCUCCGUUAUUUUGGGAACUUAAUCCACCCUAACUGCGUGAAUGAGCGUUACAGGCUUUACAGCGGAUAGAGAAACACAGGCGCCCUGAUUAAACAAGUAAACCCGGCGGAUUAAUCCGCGGAAUUACUGCGGACUUUUCCCGGUUUGGGAAAUUAGUGGGAUUGUUUUGAAACGGAGAGAUCAGUUAACGUUAUAUUCGUGUAGAACUUCGCGUUAGAUGGACUUGCUUUUAUUAUGAAGCUGUAGGCACUGUUUACCUUGCUUAACCGCAGCUUUCUUCUCCAUCUGCUCCUGUCUUUUGCAGCUUUCAAGUCUAUGUGAACAUUUUUUUUUAUUAUUACGAUAUAUUGAUAACUUAGAAACACUAGACACAAAAUAGAUACACACAGCAUAUAGCUUAGCUAGGUUAACAAUUGAGGACAUCCAAGAUUAAAAAGAAAAAUAAAUAACUCUUUUCAUAUAACCUAUGGUAACUAAGCAAAGCUUUUUAUUACUAAAACAUUUAACUAAGCAACAAACCGCUCUGUUCUGUGUCUAUAACUAAACUGACUCUAUUAGUAAAAGAGACCACUAGUCUCAUUUAUCUCAGUGAUCUCUGAAAAACGAGUAUUCUGAUAUAACCUAGCUGUUAAUAUUCCUUUCUGGGUGGAAUUAAAGGCAGCUACAGUUUCCCAGAUUUUAAAUAAUCAUUGUUAGCUUAAGCUAAUGCCAGCUCUUUCACUUCAGCAGUUUUUUCAUGGACUUGGUGUGAAGACAGUUUAUUAGCUAGCUAGCUUUUUGUUAAAAUAAAAAGGAUGGGACGCUGUAAGUAACCUGGACCAACACUAGCUCCAUUAAUUAAUUAGUUAUAUAGUUGGCUAAUUAAAUAAUUGCUGAGAAAUGUGUAGAUGGCUCGCUAGUUGACUUGAUUCCCUUCGUGCACUUGCUCCUUAUUUAUUCAUCCUCUCGAUUUAGCGGCUCCAGCUCAGUAGCAGAGCGUUUUAUAGAGAGUCUGAACACUUGUUGUUACUGCAAUUAACGUUACUGAUAAACGCUAGAGAGAGCCAGCGAGGGAGACCUCAAUGAAUUGGCGUAAAUGGAGCCAAUAGGCUAAAACUUACAAUAAAAAUAGGCUCCAACUGAUUGUACCGGAUAUUCCUUUAAUUAUAAAAAGGAGGAUAAAAUAUUUUGUUUUUAAAAAAGUAAAGAAAACGAAUGUGUAUGUUUUCAUUUUCGUACAGAAAACAUGUUUUAGACAAGUAGCAUUAAGUAGCAUUAUUGCUACUUCGAGCUGACUGUUGAAAUGCGUAUAACUCAAGUUUAAAAGCUUUAAAAAGUAUGUCUUCGGGACUGAAACAUUCCAUAUUGUCAUAUUUUUCAUUAUGGAAAUGACCAAACAUUAAUAAACUAUGAUUUUACUCAGUUGCUCCAUUUAAACCCAUUCAUUUUGGGCUCACUGUGGAGCGCUCCCUGGUGGUCAAACACAGCGGAAACGGUUUUUAAGUGGGUGUUCUCCUCUCUAGAGACUCUCAGUAAGUAGGUUGCUAUGCAGCAGCCUAGCUAGGAGCUGGCGACUUAACGUUAUUAUCAUCACUUGAUGUAGCUAGGUGUACCAUAGACAUGUAUUACUGUAGUUAGCUAGCUAGCUAACUAACUAGCCUAGCCGUGAAGACUCUGAUUUAUUUAUGUUACGUUAGCUUAGCUAGCAAGCUAAUAUAACCUAAAUAGCGUUAUCUGUUUUGGUUAGGAUACGCGCCAGUUAGCUAUUAGCUAGAAUAAAUAUUUAGUUCGUUUAAAGAGGGAAAACGGCUUCCUUUCACCCCACCACCGCUAUGAAUGUCAUUUCAGUCCUCGCGUAGUUAAGUAAGUUAAGUCAGUUAGCUAGUUAGCUAAACUAGUUAGCUAGUUAACUAUCCUUAGCUCCGCCACCAAAACAACAAACAAAGUGGAGCCAAGAUAUGAAAAGCGGACAAACUCGAGGGGAAUAAAGUGUGCCGUGUGGACAUGCCCUUUCCAGCAGCAUGCAGGCUGAUGGCAGCAGCAGCGGCAGCGUCGGUGGCAGUGCCCAUGCCUCCCCGCCGGGCGCCGGGUCUUCAGCCGCCUCGCCGUGCCGGGUCCUCCCGGCGCUCACGCUCGGCAUCGCGGCGGCGGCGGUGCUCCUGCAGUUUGGCUGUGGGGGACUCAGCCUAGCGGCGUUUUUCCUCAAGCUGUCCAUUUCUGUCUCCUUCACGCUCUUCUGUUUCCUGCUGGGCUGCUUCGGUUUACUCGCCAAGAAGAGCCCUCUUAAACUCAGCAGAUUCCCCACGGCCAAGAGGCAGCAGGCGCCCAACCUGCUGGAUAAACUGAUGGGGCGUUUUUCUGUCCCGCUGCUGGAUGCAGCACAGACCAGACGAGUGGUCGUGUCUCACAAUAUGGAUAAAGCCCUUAAAGAAGUCUUUGACUACUGCUAUAGGGACUAUAUCUUGUCGUGGUAUGCCCCGCUGAGUCGAGAUGAGGGGCAGCUGUAUCAGAUGCUGUCUGAAGAUUUCUGGGAGAUGAUCAAGCAGCUGAGGGUUCGUCUCUCUGAGGUGGACGUCGUGAACGUUGUCUGCAACGACACCGUCAAGACCCUACAUUCCCAUUUCUGUGACCUCAAGGCUGCAAACGCCAGGCAGGAGGAGACUCCGAGGCCCUUGGCGCUGCACCCGUGUCUGCGCAGUUCCGAAGAGGAGCUGCAGUUUUUGCGUUGCUGCUCACGCCUGCUUGUGCUGUGUGCGCUGCCUGCACGUGACGCUCGCUGCCGCAGCCUCCGCCUCGUCCUGGUGGAGGUCAUUGCCACUAAAGUGCUAAAGCCAUUGGUGGAGGUGCUAAGUGAUCCUGACUACAUUAACCAGAUGCUUUUGGCUCUGCUGGAGCAUCGCGAACAGCAUAAAAAGGCGUACAUCUACGCAGACUCUUACGAAGAUUUCUUCAAACUAAUCAGCAACAGCACUGACAUUGACUUCCUCAAACAGCUCAGGUAUCAGAUAGUUGUGGAGAUUGUUCGAGCGACGACUCUCAGCAGCAUCCCACAGUUCAAGAAACAGAAAGACAGUAAAGGGAAGGAUGUAGCUGCUAUGAAGGCAGACUUGCUGGGAACUAGGGAUAUCAAGCGCUACAUCAAUCAGCUCACAGUGGCUAAGAAGCAGUGUGAGAAGAAGAUCCGGCUGCUGGAGGGUCCUAACUACGAGCAGGAGGUUGAUGGCAACCAGGAUGAUGGAUUUGGGCCUCAGGGCCAGAAGAUUCUGCAGUUUGAGGAGAUCAUGUCUAAUGCUCUUUACCGGGAACAUUUCCGCAUCUACAUGGAGCGAGUUGAUAAAAGAGCUCUCAUCAGUUUCUGGGAGCUGGUGGAGACACUAAAGACUGCUAACAAGAAUGAGGUACCGCAGCUGGUUGGGGAGAUCUAUCAGGACUUUGUGGAGAGUCGAGAGAUCCCUGUGGAGAAAGCUCUGUUUAAAGAGAUCCAGCAGACUCUGGUUGGGAACAAGGGCACGGACGUGUUCCACAAGAUCCAGAGUGAUGUCUAUGAAACCAUGAAGGAGCGCUAUUACCCAUCUUUCCUAGUCAGCGACCUCUAUGAGCGGCUCAUGAAGAGGGAGGAGCAGAGGAGCAGCUCGCAGUCCAGCAGCGAGGACAAAGAUGAUGGAUGUCAAGUCAUGGAGGGGGUAGAAGUGGCUGUAGACGAAGGCAGUAAAGGCAUCAAUGAACAGGCCAGCUACGCCGCCAACAAACUGAGCCAGCUGUGUGAAAGACUGGAGUACAAACGCCAAGCACUCGGCAUCAUACAGGGUGCACCCAGAACUGACAAAAAGAUUGUGACCAUGCUGAAGGAGGAGAUCAGGGUGAUGGAGAAGGAGCACAGUGACCUUCAGCUGCAUAUCUCACGCACAGACUGGUGGUGUGAGAACCUGGGCACCUGGAGGGCUGUCAUCAACACUGCAGAGGCUUGCGAGGAGAAUGGUGAGCAGAUGCCGUGUUACUGUGUUGCUGUGAGUCUGUUAGAGGGAGACGACUCUAAGAACAGCUGCUGGAGCGUCACCAGGAAGCUGAGCGAGUUCCAGGCUCUGCACAGGAAGCUGACCGAGUGUUUUCCCUCACUGAAGAAGGUACAGCUUCCCUCUCUCAGUAAACUGCCCUUCAAAUCAAUUGACCAAAAAUUCCUUGAGAAAUCCAAAAACCAACUCAAUACGUUUUUGCAGAAAAUGCUGACGGAUGAGCUCAUGUGCCAAAGUGAGGCAUUGUACGCUUUUCUCAGCCCUUCACCAGAGCACCUUAAGGUCAUGGACAUCCAGAAGAAAUCCUCCUUCUCCUUCGCCUCGUUUCUGGGGAGACUGCCUCGCGACUUCUUCUCCCAUCAGGAGGAUGAAGCAGAUGACGACAGUGAUCUCUCUGACUAUGGUGAUGAUGCAGAUGGAAAGAAAGAUGACCUCGCUGAACCCUUCUUCAUGCUCAUUGGAGAGGUCUUUGAACUCAGGGGCAUGUUUAAGUGGGUACGGAAGACACUAAUUGCACUAGUUCAAGUCACGUUUGGACGGACCAUAAAUAAGCAGAUCAGAGACACAGUAAACUGGAUCUUCAGUGAGCAGAUGAUGGUUUACUAUAUCAAUAUAUUCCGGGACACCUUCUGGCCCAAUGGAAAGCUGGCACCCCACAACAAAUCUCGCUCGGACAGUGAGCGUCAGGAGACCAAGGAGAGAGCCCAGCAGAAGUUGCUGGACAACAUUCCAGUUGAACUGCAGAACCUCGUGGGGCAGCAGAAUGCCAGGUAUGGGAUUAUCAAGAUCUUUAACGCACUUCAGGAAGCCAGUGCCAACAAGCAUCUCCUUUAUAUUCUUCUGGAAAUGCUCCUCAAAGAGCUCUGCCCUGAGCUGAGUGGAGAAACGAAGCAGGUCUGAUCACAGAUACCCGGGACUGAAGGAUGAGCCUCCUCGGCUUUGGUUAUUUAUCUUUUACUUUGGUGUUUUUUUGGAAGCAAUUUAUUUUAUUUCUCGAUCUUUAUCUGAAAAUACUUGACUCAGUAGCACUCGUGUGAGGGGGGCUUCACGGACAUCACUAUUGCAUAUUUUUUUGUCACCUCCGUCCGUUAUAUCUCUCGCUGGAUUGUAUCUACACACCAGGUCUACUGCCAACCUACCACAUUUUAUUUGUUUUCGUUUCUUUUUUGUUGUCUGUGGGGUUUUUGUUAGACCUGGUAAGGUCAACAAAUGUGAAUAGUUGUGGAAUGAGUGUUGUAAUUUAAAAAAAAAAGUAAAGAAAAGAGAAAAAAAUGGAAACCUGGACCUCUUAAACCUCCCUACCUACAGUACAGUACAUAUUGUGGACAUAUUUUGAAGGAUUUUAAUUGUUCAAUCUGUCAUGUAAAGUUAUUGUGACAAUUUCUUUGUGAUAUUAUUAUAGAUUUUAUUUUUACCAAAAAUAGACUUAGAUCAUUUAUAAGCAAUAAAUUGCGAAAAGAA
This is a messenger RNA of Astyanax mexicanus (Mexican tetra), 5584 nucleotides long. RefSeq names its product sorting nexin 25 (gene snx25). The transcript has 19 exons. Bases 2132 to 5023 code for a protein of 963 amino acids. Gene Ontology annotation, cellular component: intracellular membrane-bounded organelle; early endosome membrane. Lineage: Eukaryota; Metazoa; Chordata; Actinopteri; Characiformes; Acestrorhamphidae. The record is from RefSeq and is a predicted model, not a curated record. Gene Ontology annotation, molecular function: phosphatidylinositol binding.